AUGGAACGUCGAAGUAGGUUGGUUUUUGUAUCAGAUUUUGUUCUAUCAUUCAUGUGGGUAUGUUCUGGCAUUCUCGUUCGAUUAAUUGUCUUCAAAAUUAUAGGUUUUUCUCAUACUCAUCUCGCGGAGAUUAUCAAGCUUUCAUUUUCCAUAGCCAACAUGUUCUUGUUUGCUUUCCUUGCCAAGAUUUCUCGCGGUGCCUACAAUCCUCUUCCUGUUUUGGUUGAUGCUAUUACCGGAGAUUUUCGUAACUUCUUUCUCUGUGUUGGUUUUAGAGUUCCUGCUCAGGUGGUUGGAUUUAUUGUCGGAGUAAAACUUGUUAUUAGUACUAUUCCUGAAGUAGGACGUGGACCACGUUUGAAUGUUGACAUUCUUCGAGGAGCAUUGACAGAAGGAUUACUAACAUUUGUAGUUGUAAGCAUUUCACUUGGGCUUACCACAACCAAAAUUCGCAAAAGUUUCUUCAUGAAGACUUGGAUUUCCAGCCUAUCCAAGUUAACACUACAUAUACUUGGCUCUAAUCUAACCGGUGGUUGUAUGAACCCCGUUUCUGUAAUGGCAUGGACGUAUGUUCGAGGAGAUCACAUAACAAAGGAACACAUCUUCGUAUAUUGGGUUGCCCCUAUAAAAGCAACUAUUCUAGCAGUGUGGACAUUCAAAUUAUUAGUACGACGUAUAAAAACAGGCUCCAAAAGUAAAUCAGAUUGAAAAAAUAUCAUUAUUUUAGAAUAAAUGUUUGAUUUGUAUUCGUUGUAUCAUAUUUUUACCACUUUGUGA
Messenger RNA from Lathyrus oleraceus (garden pea), 777 nucleotides. RefSeq names its product probable aquaporin SIP2-1. The record is from RefSeq and is a predicted model, not a curated record. Bases 1 to 708 code for a protein of 235 amino acids. Gene Ontology annotation, molecular function: channel activity. The transcript has 3 exons. Gene Ontology annotation, biological process: transmembrane transport. NCBI's taxonomy places the organism in Eukaryota, Viridiplantae, Streptophyta, Magnoliopsida, Fabales, Fabaceae. Gene Ontology annotation, cellular component: membrane.